Fusarium poae is the source of this 1251-nucleotide messenger RNA. RefSeq lists its product as uncharacterized. The transcript has 4 exons. NCBI's taxonomy places the organism in Eukaryota, Fungi, Ascomycota, Sordariomycetes, Hypocreales, Nectriaceae. Gene Ontology annotation, biological process: transmembrane transport. Gene Ontology annotation, molecular function: transmembrane transporter activity. Gene Ontology annotation, cellular component: fungal-type vacuole membrane. The record is from RefSeq and is a predicted model, not a curated record. Bases 1 to 1251 code for a protein of 416 amino acids.
AUGGCUGUGAAAUCAUCUCAAUCUGAAGAACCAACCUUUGAACCCAUCACAAGGAUGGGGACUCUUGGUCGUGAGGGAACCCGCUCAGAGAUGCAAGAUCUAGAAAUCAUCGCUUCGGCAGGUGCUUCUUUUCGACCAGGUGACAUUCCUCCUCCUCCCGAUGGCGGCAUUCAAGCCUGGACACAAGUCGCCAUGGGCUGGAUCGCCAUCUUUGCAACAUGGGGCUACGUCAACUCGUUUGGUAGUUUCCAAGCUCAUUACACCUCAACACUUGCCCAGACACCGUUCCAAAUCUCGUGGAUUGGGUCCAUUCAGGUUUGGUUUACUUUCUUUGGAAGUGCCUUUUCUGGAAGAUUGCUCGACGCUGGCUUCUGGGUUCCUACUUUUCUUGUAGGCUCGACAUUGCAACUUUUGGGGAUUUUUACUAUGAGCUUGUCGACUUCGUACUGGCAUCUCAUGAUUACCCAGGGUGUUGUUACAGGUAUCGGUGGAGGAAUUAUCUUUGCUCCUUCGCUGGCACUGGUGGCGACGUACUUUGAGAAACGAAGAGGUAUAGCCAUUGGUCUCGUCACCACAGGCAAUUCCUUAGGUGGCACUGUGUAUCCUCUCGUUGUACGAACGUUGCUCCCAGAGAUUGGAUUCUCAUGGACGGCAAGAGUACUUGGGUUUAUUAAUCUCAUUGGCUUUGCACUUGUGGCUGUCUUUAUGAGGCCCAGACUUCCACCAAGACAGACGGGACCUAUCAUUGAUUGGACGGCGUUUAAUGAUGUGCUUUAUCUUUGCUACGUGAGCGGCUUGUUUUUUUUCGUGUGGUCUGUUUACUACACUUUCUACUAUCUCGCAUCUUUCGGACAAGAUGAAAUCGGCAUGUCAUUCUCUGACUCAUCCCUUCUCACAACCAUAAUCAACGCCGUCGGUCUCCCAACUCGAGUCUUAAUUCCCUUCCUCGCUGAUAGAAUCGGCCCAUUAAACACCAUCGCGCCAGCGGGCAUGUGUGUAGCUAUCGUUGCAUACACAUGGCUAGCAGUACACAACGAGACAGGAGUCUACGUCUUUUCAAUAUUCUACGGUAUAGCAUCAGGAGCGUUCCAGAGUCUUAUGCCAACUGGCGUUGCUAGCAUCACAAAGAGACUCGACACUAUCGGAACCAGAAUGGGAAUGUGCUUUAGUCUCAUUUCCUUUGCGGGUUUGUCCGGACCGCCUAUUGGAGGUUUGUUGCAGUCCAAGAGUUUGGAGGGCGCGCAUUGUUGA